Molecule: messenger RNA, 2266 nt
Organism: Quercus lobata
Lineage: Eukaryota; Viridiplantae; Streptophyta; Magnoliopsida; Fagales; Fagaceae
Gene: IQD13
Product: IQ-domain 13
Exons: 7
Coding region: 396-1997 (533 amino acids)
Molecular function (GO): protein binding
Source: RefSeq, a predicted model, not a curated record
CAAAAGGUGAAAGGUAGCAAAGGAAAGAAAAGUAAAUUCAUACAAGCAAGAGAACCUGAUUCAAAGUUAUAGAGAGAGAAAAAAAACACACACACACAGACACAGCUAAAAGAAAGACAGAGAAACAAAACAAAACAAAAACUCUGUUAAAAGGCUAUGAGGAAAAGAAACAUGUGGUAUUGGAAUUCUGAGGGCGGUUAGAGAGAGAGAGAGAGAGAGAGAGAGAGAGAGAAACUGAAACCCUUCUCUGGUUUGUUCUUCCUUUUGGUUUAAAACAGCUUUUUGAAGGGUCUUUGGAGGUUGGAAGGUUUAGCUAAGAACUACUACUUAUCUGAUCUUUUGCCCAGUGAGGUGGUCUCCUUGCUAAUCAAUGGAGAGACAGUAAUGCUAGGAACAUGGGAAAAAAAGGCAGUUGGUUUUCUGCAAUAAAGAGGGUGUUUUUACCCCAUUCCAAGGAGAAACUUGCCAAUGACCCAGAGAGAAAAAGCACAAAAGACAAGAAAAAGAAGGGGUUAGGAAAAUUAAGGCAUGCUGAGACCAACUCAUUCAUUCCCCUCUUUAGGGAGCCGAGCAGCAUUGAGAAAAUAUUUGGGGAUUUUGAGAGAGAGCAACAAAAGUUAACUGUUAGGCCUCCCACUCCUCCUGAGCAACCGAGAACGCCACCUUUUGUGCCUCCUAGAGUUGCUUCUCCAAGGGCUCCUUCUCCAAGGGUUGCCUCUCCUAGGGUUGCUUCUCCAAGGGUUGCCUCUCCUAGAGCUACUUCCCCUAGAGCUGCUUCUCCUCGGAUUGUUCAUCAUCACAAGGAGACUAGCUACAGACCAGAACCAACUUUAAGAACCCACCAUGCUUCAGCUACUAAGAUCCAGGCAGCCUAUAGAGGUUAUAUGGCAAGGAGAAGCUUUAGAGCUUUAAAGGGUCUGGUGAGGCUACAAGGAGUGGUGAGAGGACAGAAUGUGAAGCGCCAGACGGUGAAUGCAAUGAAGUACAUGCAACUCUUGGUGCGGGUUCAAUCUCAAAUUCAGUCUCGGAGGAUCCAAAUGUUAGAAAACCAAGCCAGGCGUCAAGCUCAGUUCAGGAAUGAUAAAGAAGUGGAUAGUACCUUUGGCAAAUGGAGUCAGGCAUCUGAGGCAGGUAAUGAUGACUGGGAUGAUAGCUUGCUAACAAAGGAGGAGAGAGAGACAAGAUUGCAGAAAAAGGUUGAGGCAGUCAUCAAGAGAGAGAGAGCUAUGGCCUAUGCGUAUUCACACCAGUUGUGGAAAGCCACUCCUAAAUCAACUAACACUCCUCUAGCUGAUAUCCGAUCUGGGGGAUUUCCGUGGUGGUGGAACUGGUUGGAACGUCAGCAGUCUCCAGCAAAUCCUCCUGAAGGCCAAGCCAUGAAGAGUUUUCAAAUUACACCUCCAAGACCUGUUUCAGAAAUGAAGCCAAGCCCGUGGCCUCAAUCAAGCAACCACAAGCAAAAUCCUUUUGGCUUUGAUAGUAUGGAUACGCCCACACCAAAAUCGACAAGAUCAACUAUAGUCACAUCAGCAAAACAAGCUCGAACACCACCUCCACAUAGAAACCCACUAGCCAACAGCUCAAGCAUGUCAAAGUAUUCAAGACCAAGAGCUAGUGGAGCUAGUAAUUCACCCUUUGAUCUGCCACUAAAGGAUGACGACAGCCUCAUGAGUUGCCCACCAUUUUCAGUUCCAAACUACAUGGUUCCAACAGUUUCAGCCAAAGCCAAAGCAAGAGCUUAUAGUAACCCCAAGGAGAGGUUUCCAGGGACUCCAAGCAGUACUGAGUCAAAAAGGAGACUUUCAUUCCCUUUGACACAAGGCAUUGGGUCUUUCAAGUGGAACAAAGGCUCCUUGUUCUCUAACAAGGAGGAUUCUAGCUCUCAAAAGAUGUUAGACAAGGACCAGUCACUUCAAUCUGUAGGGAAUUUGAGUGUGGAUUCAACUGUUUCUUUACCUGCUGGGAUUGGAAGGAAGCCAUUUAACCGAUUUGUGUGAUUUCUUUUGGUAUAUUUUUGACCUUUUAAAAAAAAAAAAAAAAAUCCAUUGUGGUGUUUAUUUUCAUUGAGUGUAUGGUGAUAGUUUGAUUUAUAUAAUACUGAUGUAAUAUAAUAAAGAAACGAUAGGAAAUGAUGGUUUGAAUGUAAUAGGAUUGGGUUUCUAAAAGGUAUCAUGACAUUAAUUUCUUAGGAUUGCUAAAAUCUCUAAAUUCUCUCAUUGUAAUCUCAAAAGGCUUUGAUUGUUUCAAAUCUAACAGUGUUCACACU